AUGUUGGCCGUACCCAGGACACGGUCCUUUAUACUGCUACUGUUCUUACCAAUCUUAAUACAAUCAGGACAGGAGGUGACGAUUGACAUACGAGACGUAGGACAAAAUCCAAUCCUGAUAUUCCAUCAGGGCGACGCACGAAUAAGACUAGACUACAAGUACUACAUUCAUCAUUUUAAUCUCACUAGUAUUAAAUCGCAAGUAAAAAGCCUCAGAUUACAGUUUGAAAAUUUUAGUAAUAAUCAGUUUACCGACUUGAUAAUUGAAAAAUUCAAUGAAAUAGAUUUUUGCUUCAGAAACAUAGACCCAAUAAGGCGACAUAAACGAUGGGAUAGUUUAGGCACAGGAUGGAAAUAUUUGGCUGGUACACCAGACGCAAACGACUUGAAAGUAAUUAAUUCUUCCAUUAAUAAUCUAAUUAUAAAUAAUAACGAACAGGUAAAAAUUAAUCGGGAACUGAAUUCCCAACUGAAAGAGGCCAUUUUCAAAACGAAAAAAGCAAUAAGUCUAUUCAAUGUAGGGUCAGUCGAAAUAUAUUGUACUAAAAUUUUGUUUCACCUGAACUAUUUGCUAGAAAAAUUGAAUCAAAUAUUAGAAACAAUCGUCUUAGCAAAGUUAGGGUUAGUAAACAUAAAAAUUUUAAGUCAAAGAGAGAUAGACAUUUUGAUUGCAGAUCUAGCUAGGGAGAAUAUAACAGUUCAUACUGCUAUGGAAGCAACGACCUAUGCGACGACAUCGGUUACAUCAAACAACUUGGACAUUGCUCUCAUCAUCAAAAUGCCUAAGCUCGAUUCAAGGAUUUUCAACAAAGUACGCUUGUUCCCCAUCAUACACGGCAGUAAACAGAUCCACAUCUCCAACGAAUUUUAUAUAACACACGAGGAAGAAAUUUAUGCAAUCAAGUCAGUAGAACCAGUUAUUUUUGGAAAACGAGAUAUUAUUUUGGAUAAUACAACAUGCAUACCACGACUACUAAGAGGGAAUUCUGCAACAUGCAAUUUCACUUCCAACCCGACUAAGAACCAAAUCAUCUAUCUAGAUGACCACCAUUUACUGAUAAAUUCAAAAUCAAGCUUUAAGCUGUCAUCCAAUUGCGGAAUAACGGAGAGAAAUCUAUCCGGUUCUUUCGUUAUUUCCUUCAACAACUGCUACGUAAAAAUAAACAACUUUCUAUACUCCAGUAGAAGUCAACAACUUCCAGGAAACCCAAUUCAUCUAACACUUGAUGGAAUUGCGGUCAAGAAACAUCAUGAGAUCUUGAACAUUACCUUGGAGCAUCUUCAUGAGCUACAUCUGGAAACAAGGAAGGAGUUGGACGUCAUCCGCUUAACAAGCAAUAGCAUCCAUUGGUCACCAUUGGCCAUCUUCGGAGGAAUCUCAUUCACUCCUCUCAUAAUUGGUUCUAUCAUUUUAAGCUAUUUCUUCUACAGAAAACGGACUGUCAAAGUAAACAUCAACAGCCAAUCACCAGGAAUCCCACUAACUACAACAACAGCUACAGCCAACAAAUUUCAAGAGGACAUCUUUAGGAACAUUUCUCCAGCAGAUAUGAUUCGGACGGAACCGAAUCUUAGGAAGGGGACGAGUUAG
This is a messenger RNA of Ochlerotatus camptorhynchus, 1590 nucleotides long. RefSeq lists its product as uncharacterized. The transcript is spliced from 2 exons. NCBI's taxonomy places the organism in Eukaryota, Metazoa, Arthropoda, Insecta, Diptera, Culicidae. The coding region runs from base 1 to 1590 and encodes 529 amino acids. The record is from RefSeq and is a predicted model, not a curated record.